Saprolegnia parasitica CBS 223.65 is the source of this 2830-nucleotide messenger RNA. RefSeq lists its product as hypothetical. The record is from RefSeq and is a predicted model, not a curated record. Gene Ontology annotation, molecular function: protein binding. The coding region runs from base 1 to 2742 and encodes 913 amino acids. Gene Ontology annotation, biological process: signal transduction. The transcript has 15 exons. Lineage: Eukaryota; Oomycota; Saprolegniomycetes; Saprolegniales; Saprolegniaceae.
AUGGGCACGGCGAGCUCGCGGUCUGCGCUCUCGGCGCAGGACGGGCCCGUGCAGAAGCUCACGUGUGCUGAACUAGCGACGUUUGUCAAGGAUCUCGGGCCUGAGUUUGUGCCGUACAGUGACAUGCUUCUCGCCCAGGACAUUGAUAGCACUCGUCUCAUGGCGCUCUCGGAAGCCGACCUCAUGGCGGCCUGCCACGUCAAGGACCCGAGCCACGUCACGACGAUGCUAUACCAUCUCAAGCAGCUCAAGGCACCCGCAGCGCUGACACGAAGUAGCUCCAGCCGCACGCUCGCCAAGCCCAAGCGACGAUCGGUCGGUCGUGACGACGCGACAACGCAAGCCGCCGAGGACGCCCGCGCCGCCGUGCAGCAAAUGGUACUUGCGAGCAUCGAGUGCGCACCGCUGCAACGCGAGCUAUCCUGCGAGACGUUUGUGACGCCGAUGGAGCCGCAUGAGAACAACGCACCGAUCUCGCCCGCCAAGGCGCUGCCGCCGUUGGUGCACAAGCCCGAGCUCCCGCCCAAAGCCGAUGAAAACGUAAUCGCUGACACGAUAUCAUCCAGCUUGGGCGGGCAGCCGCAGGCGCACACGGAGCCAACUCAAGAGGCUACUGACGCCGCCAGGGCGUCGUGGUCCGCAUCGUCGCUACCACGCACAGCCGAGACGAAUACGGCACUCAAUGUUGCGUCGCCGCCACCGACCCUGCCGAGUCGAAGCAGCGUCCCCACGUCGCGCGAGGCUGACAUGUCGCCCAUGGCCUCAACCAAGUUUGACAUCGCGCACCCAUCCGCCUUGGACACGACGGUCCGUCGGAGCUCGUCCAGUCGGCGCCACUCGUUGGAUCUUUCGCACAGUGCCGUCGCGGCGCAAGACGGUCACCCGACGGCAAAACCGCCCGACAACGACGACGGCGACGAAGACGACAUUGUGCACCCGACCAUGCUGGCGGCAACGGCGGCCACGCGCGGACUUCGGCCCGUCAUGUCGAUCCAGAGCAUGGUGCGCGACCACUUUGACGAUAUUGUGAGUGUACCGAGCGUCGCGUUCGACCCGAACCUCGACCACUACGACGCGUACUUUUCGUACGCGGUUGGCAAAGACAGCGCGAGUCGCAGCGUCCGCGAGCGCAUCGCGCGCGCGCACAAGCUCUUGACGGACAACGGUAUUGUCGUGUGGUACGACGCCGAGAAGAGCGCGACCGACAAUGCGCUCAUUCAGCAAGGCCUCAGCCACGCGUCGGUCGUCGUCGUGUUUGUAACUCGGCAUUACAUGAACCUCGUCAACAGCGACGGCCAGCUCGAGAGCUGUCAGUACGAGUUCUCGCUCGCGCUCUAUACCAAGACGGUCGAGCGCAUGAUUUUCAUUGUGCUCGAAGACGAAAUGAAGCGCUACGACUGUCUCUCGGGCGAGUUUCGCAUCAUUAUUGGCGACCAAGAGUGCAUGGACUUUACGAACGACGCGUACUACGACGACGCGUGCGACGAGCUCACAGAGAAGAUCGUCGAACUCCAACGACUGCCCCAAAAGCCGGUCGUGGACGCAACGUCAAUAGAAACCAUGGCGGUGAGCCCGCUCAUGACGCGGCUCAAGCAAGAUCAGCAGCCGUGGGACGUGAGCGAGCGCGUUCUCAAGCGCCCCAUUGGACUCGCGAUGGCGUCACCGGUUUACGCCGACAAGAUGCUGGCCAAAGGCAUCUUACCCGUCAUGGUGCACUUUGUCAAGCUCGACCAGAGCGACGAAGAGGUGCCGCGGGAAGCCGAGCUUGCGAUUCUACUGCUGAAGAUCCUCGCCCGCAGCAGCGGCGUGCUUCGCCGCAAGAUCUUGCUCGCGAUCCAAGACAUGUCUCUCCUCACGUCCUUUACAGCUUACCUCACCGUUGGCGAAGGCUUCACGAAGGAGCACAUGGCCGGGCUCAUCCGGAACCUCUUUGUCGUCGGCGGCAUCAAAGUCUUUGAUAAAAGCGACAGCUUCAAGCAAACGAUCGCCGCGCUCCUCAAGAUCCUUGGCACCGGCACCAUGCUGCAGCAAUACGAAGCGGGCGCCGCGCUCUGUGCCAUUUCGCUCAACCGCGAGUACCAACCACUGCUCGUGGAGGAGAGCGCGAUUCCGAUAUGCAUGCGCAAGCUCACAACGAGUGCGACGCACGAGACCGUGCGUGACAAGGCUGCGCUCGUCCUCCGGUAUCUCUCGGGCACCGAAGACAACCAGCGCGAGAUCGGUUCCGAGGGCGGCAUUGUCGCGUUUCUCAAUCUCUUAAAGUCAGGCACCCACUCCCAGCGCGAUACCAGCGCCGCGGCGCUCAACUGGCUUAUGGAGUGUGCUGAGAACCGCAGCCGGCUCGUCAAGGAAAAUGGGAUCCCCACGCUGCUCAACUAUGUCGUGCGCGGACGCAAGUUUGUACGGCAGCAAACCCUAAGCGCGCUCAGCAAACUCGCACCCCACGCCGAGUACCAGAUUCCGUUGGCCAAGGCCGGGCUUCUCGGUCCUUGCGUAGCGAUCCUCGGCGUCGGCAACGACAGCCAAAAGACCGCGGCGUGCAUCGUUCUCGCGGCACUCGCCGCGACGGAUCUGCUUGUCAAGAUGAAGGAUGCGAUCGGACCUGUUGUCAACCUCUACUGCGAAGGCACUGUACCUCAAAAGAAGGCGGCCAAGAUCGUGCUCGAAAAGCUCAGUCGACACAAGCCGUUCAAAGAACAGAUCGUCGCACUUGUAAAAGAAGAGUCGCUCAUGUUGCAUUGAGUUGCUGCGUAAACUUACGGAUUCAAAAACACGUCGAGUUUCUUCAAGACCAAGACGCCACCGCUACAAUAUACUAGUAGUAGAGGAA